Messenger RNA from Phytophthora megakarya, 432 nucleotides. Lineage: Eukaryota; Oomycota; Peronosporomycetes; Peronosporales; Peronosporaceae. The record is from the annotation of a GenBank genome assembly.
AUGGAUGACGCUGUCUGCUAUCAUGAAGGCGGAGAUAUCUUCCUUGAAGACAUCGAUAAUAAGAUGGCUGUCCUGCCGGAAAAGAUACCACAAAGGAAACUCACCAUCGAUGAUACACGAGUAGAUGAUCCGCACGCGACCCCGGAGGAACGGGCCGGUACCGCUCUACCACCAGCCGCCUACGAAGCUAUUUGCGGCAUUGAUGUCACAACAGCUAAACCGCUGGCGAUACUCCUCAAGGGACUGCUGUCGCCAAAGAUCAUCACCAACUCCACAUCGCCCUGGGCAUCACCCAUCGUAGUCAUCAUCAACGCUAACGGAGUCGACAUCCGCCUCUGUAUCGACUACGAGGUAGUGAACAUCCUGACGAGACUGACGGUGUAUCCCAUGUCGUUGAUCAACGACCUCCUCGAAGAUUUGGAUAAUGCGCUG